Trichoderma asperellum CBS 433.97 is the source of this 1785-nucleotide messenger RNA. RefSeq lists its product as uncharacterized. Gene Ontology annotation, biological process: glycine biosynthetic process; L-threonine catabolic process. Gene Ontology annotation, molecular function: L-allo-threonine aldolase activity. The record is from RefSeq and is a predicted model, not a curated record. Gene Ontology annotation, cellular component: cytosol. Lineage: Eukaryota; Fungi; Ascomycota; Sordariomycetes; Hypocreales; Hypocreaceae.
CUCCAAUGAAUCGAGCGACUCGGCUCAACUUGCUCCGUCUCGUUGAUGUUGAAUAUGAGGGGCUCGUUCUUUUCUGCCGUCAUCUCGACCUCGAAUACUGCAUCUCUGCUACGCCGGCAGACUGUGCGGACGCUCGGACAGCAAGUAACGAGACAGCGGCAUCUUUCGAGUUGCAGUGCCAGAAACAACGCAGCAAUUAUGGGAAGCGCUGAGGGAUCCAAUGCCUGGGUGGGCGUCAAGGGCGCUGGUUCACUGGAUUUGCGAAGCGAUGUCAUGACAACCCCCACGCCGUCCAUGCUGGCUGCCAUCUCAAGGUGCACCCUUCGAGACGACGUCUUCAACGAGGACCCAACGACGCAGGACUUGGAGGCUCAUGUAGCCAGCCUGACCGGCAAGGAGGCUGGUCUGUUUGUUCUCUCGGGCACAAUGGGCAACCAGGUCUCUCUGAGGAGUCUCUUGGUUCAGCCUCCUCACGCCGUUCUGGCUGACCAUCGGUCUCACAUCAUUUGCUACGAGGCCGGAGGUGUGUCUUCCUUGACCGGCGCCACUGUCAAGCCUGUCGUCCCCAAGAAUGGCAUCUAUCUUACGCUCGAGGACGUCAAGGCCAACGUCGUCAUCAGCGACAACGUCCACGACUGUCCUACACGGGUCAUCAGUCUUGAAAACACCCUCAACGGCAUGAUCAUGCCCCUCAGCGAGGUCAAGCGCAUCUCUCAGUUUGCCCGCGAGAACAGCAUCAAGAUGCACUGCGACGGCGCGCGUCUGUGGGAGGCCGUCGUUGCCGGCGCAGGCACCCUGAAGGAGUUUUGCGCGCAGUUUGACACCAUCAGUUUGUGCUUCUCCAAGGGCCUGGGCGCUCCGGUGGGAAGCAUCAUCGUUGGGGACAACAAGACUCUGCAGCACGCGAGGUGGACGCGGAAGGCUCUUGGAGGAGGCAUGAGGCAGCCGGGCUUCAUCACCGCUUGCGCGAGGGUUGCGGUGGAUGAGACGUUUGGAACAAAGGAUGAUGGCAGCGAUGGCUUGCUGAAGCAGACUCACGAGAUGGCCAAGAAGGUCGAGGCGCUGUGGACGGGCAUGGGCGGCAAGCUGGUGCAUCCGGUUCACACGAACAUGGCUUGGCUGGAUAUCGAGGCGGCCAGCUGCAGCGCGGAGAAGUUUACUGAGUUGAGCGAGGCCGAGGGAUUGAAGGUUGGCGGAGGCCGACUUGUUACACACUACCAGAUUGCACAGAAUGGCGAGGAGGUGUUGGCCCGACUGGAGAGGGUGUUUAAGAAGGUGUUUGCAUAGACGACUCGAUAGAAUGAAAGGGGGUAGUAGAUUGUACAAUUAAGCAAAGUUGGUUCCAUCCUCGCAGCCCCCCGUGAGUAUUUGGUACUGCACAAGUCUCUCAGUUGUGGCAUUGCUGAACUCUUCGCAACGGAUUGAUGAUCAGCUCAUCAUGUCACCAACCUUGAUUAGCUUCGGCGAAUUGCGCGGCGCAUGUCACUGAUCGUCAAGUAGCCUCACAUUUCUGGUUCCAAGCAGUUGAUUCGCGUCAAAACGCCUCAUUUCACGGAAAGAAGCAUAUUCGGGCCACGUGAAAACUUCAGACGGCUUACCCCGAGACGGAGAUUCCGGCGAGUGACAGUUUAGGACUGAUUGAGUUUUUCGCUAAACAUGAGGGUUAUCAUUGAGUUAUCGAUGAGUUGCCCUCUUUAGCUGGGCGGGUUUUGUUAGUUGGCGCCUUUGACGUCAAAGCGAUGUUCUAACGAACGGAAGCCAUAAGAGAGCUGACGCGCCAUGUCA